This is a messenger RNA of Panicum hallii, 1587 nucleotides long. RefSeq names its product anthranilate O-methyltransferase 1-like. Lineage: Eukaryota; Viridiplantae; Streptophyta; Magnoliopsida; Poales; Poaceae. Gene Ontology annotation, biological process: methylation. Gene Ontology annotation, molecular function: S-adenosylmethionine-dependent methyltransferase activity. The record is from RefSeq and is a predicted model, not a curated record. The transcript has 4 exons. The coding region runs from base 371 to 1465 and encodes 364 amino acids.
CCACGUGCUACGCAGAAGAGAUCGGAGCAUGGGAAGCUGGGCCCCGGCCGUUUGCCGCCAAACACGCAGUGCGACUCACUUCGCCAUCACCAGCGUCGGUGGCCACCAAACUAGUUAGAAGGAGCCAUCUCGUAAUAUUAGAGCACAUAUUACUCACUAGUUAUAUUUUUUAUUAUGCAUCUAGAUAUAAUAAUAUUUAGAAAAGUUAAAAGAGCGAGUAACUUUAACUAAUAAUUAGACAGAAUUUUAAAAAGCACGAGUUUUCCAAUAUAUAUAUAUUCAGUGCCCCUAUACUGAUUCAUUUUCAAUCUGUGCGGCUGUGCUCCACGAAAGCAAAUAGGUUCUAAGCUGAAGCUCUCGGUGGCUAGCUAUGAAGAUGGAUACUGCCUUCCAUAUGGCGAAAGCGGAAAGUGAAAGCAGCUACAGCAACAACUCCAGGCUUCAAAGAAAAGCUUUGUUGGAGACUAAACAAGUCCUUGAGAAGGCCGUAAAAGAAAUAUGCUCCUCUGUGCUCCCUCCAAAACUGGUGGUUGCUGACUUAGGCUGCUCUUCAGGAGAAAACACGCUCAUCUUCGUCUCCCAGGCGAUCAACGCCAUGAGUGACAGCCAGCAAAUGGAGGUGCAAUUCUUCCUCAAUGAUCUGCCGGAAAAUGACUUCAACUAUAUCUUCCGUUCACUUGGAAACUUCAAGGAGUCGAUUGCAGCGGAGCACAAGGGAGGAACACCGCCUCCCUUUUACAUUGCUGGGCUGCCUGGCUCCUACUAUACUAGGCUUUUCCCUUCGCAAAGUGUUCAUCUCUUUCACUCGUCGUACUGUCUCCAUUGGCGCUCGCGGCUUCCUGAUGGUCUCGACGUCGACGCAAAACCUUACCUAAACAAAGGAAACAUUUACAUUGCAAAGACUACAACGUUAUCUGUGGUGAAACUGUACCAAGAGCUGUUCGAGACGGACUUGUUGCUCUUCCUCAAGCUGCGGCAUGAGGAACUCGUCUCUGGUGGGCAGAUGGUGCUAACGUUUCUUGGGAGGAAGAAUGAGGAUGUGUACAAAGGAGAUCUGAACCAUCUUUGUGGGCUACUUGCACAAUCUGUUCAGUCUCUCGUUCACAAGGGCCUUGUGCAAGAGGAAAAGCUUGAUGCCUUCAAUCUCCCCGUUUACGGCCCAUCGGUUGAUGAAGUGAUGGCAGUGGUCAGAAAGAGCGAGCUGUUCAACGUCAGUUCCAGACUGUUUGGAUCCAACUGGGAUCCUUACGAUGACUCCGGAGAUCGUGUUGUCCAAGAUAGCUUCCAAAGUGGCCUGAAUGUUGCUAAGAGCAUCAGAGCGGUCAUGGAGCCCUUGUUUGCGAGCCAUUUCGGUGGAGCCAUGCUGGAUGAGCUGUUCAGAGAAUACGCACGUAAUGUUGCAAAGCACCUUCAGAGGGAGAAGACCAUGUACUCAGUCAUCGUCCUGUUCUUGCAACGAAGAUAAAGUUGGUAGAGCUUAUCUAUGCAUGUAUUUUCCUCAAAUGCCUGAGGAUUAAUUAUCCUGCAAUUUUUAUUUAAACAUAAAUGUACACGAUGUCUGCCAUUCCUUGCUCUAUUUCUAUUUUC